UGUUUACAUGAACUAAAACGCAAACGACCAGAAAUGACAAAACAAAACCGUAAAUAGUACAUCUUUUAUUUUGUACGAGCAAAAGCUUUGUGUUACUUCCGGUCCCUUGUCACGUGACCUCGCCCUCGCCUGGAUACGAGAAAGCGUCCCUCCAUGGUCGCUACGGAGGGAGGGAUGGGUCGGUGUGGUUAAAAGACACUUCUGUGUACUUUCUAAUGCAGUUGGGACAACUUAUUUAUCAUGGCAGACAGCGGGAAAUGCUUCUCGGUCGUUUCAUCAACGACUCUACUAAGUUUUAACGUUUGUAAAUGCACGUUUUGGUGCUACUGGUAGCCUACAUUGAUCUACCUUAGUAUGACAGAUAAAGAUUAGUUAGCAUGCUAGCGAGCUAGCCACAUUUGCUUCAGCAUCACACAGCGACCACACCUGCCAGUGACAGCAUUUCUUUCUGUGUGUCAGUGUGGCUGCAGGUUCCUAGUAAACAUGGGCAAACUACAGAGCAAGUUUCGCAAGAGGUCUGAGCUCUACAGGACAUCUCAGGGGGAGAAGGCAGAUAACAGCUUUGACAAUCAAGUUGUGCAAUAUGAACCUGCUCAUCAAGGGUCCAUCAACACUGUGACCAGUCUCAGCCCAGAUCUGUGUGUUUCUGGUGGGAGCGACCAGGCUGUGGUGGUGUAUGACUGGAAACAAGGCCGGAUGUGUCAGUCCUUCCAGGGUCACAACCGAGAGGUUACCAAGGUGGUGUGUUAUCCAGGCAGUACUUGGAUCUUUAGCGCCUCACGGGACAAGACUGUUUUGAUGUGGGACCUAAACCAGGGGGACGAACCUAUCCAGGAAUUUUGUGGGCAUGAGUUAGUGGUUAAUGGACUAGCUAUCAGCCCUGAUGGGAGAAAGCUGUGCACUGGUUCUCGUGACAACUGGAUGUGCCUGUGGGAUAUAGAAUCUGCAAAAUGUGAACAAAGACACAACAUUUCCAGAAACCUGGUUACUCAUGUGUGUUGGGUGCCAGGCAGCUCCUCCGUAGUCCAGACCUCUGAGGACAAGACCAUAAGGGUGUGGGACAGCCGUGCAUGGCAGGUGACCAAUACUUUCCCAGCCAAGCAGUACAUCCAGACCCACUGUGAUGUUUCUCCAAAUGGAAACUACUUGGUGUCCAGCAGCAAUGGAUUUGGAGGCCAGGGCUGUGAAGCCACGCUCUGGGACCUGCGUCAGCCAGGCUGUAAAGUUGUGGAGUACAGAGGCCACCUCCAGACCACAGCUUGCUGUAUGUUUCUUCCUAGCCCUCCUAGCGGUACAGCUCGGGUGGCAACAUCCUCCCACGACAGCUCCAUCAAAAUCUGGGAUCAGAACACAGCAGUUUGUUUGGCAACUCUGUCUUUGGAUGGUGCUGGUCCACUGGUUUCUCUGUCUCCCAGUGAUGCCACCAAUCUACUGUGUGCCAGCUUCAACACUGGCCUCCACCAUAUCCAGAUGGGCUCUGGUUCAAACCAGGCUCAGGGUUCUGGGGGAGGCUCAGGUGGAGCUGGAGGCCUGGACAUAAAAGUUGUGGCCCGCUUCUGACAGCAAGUGACUCAGCAAAUAAUUUCACCUUAUACGGAUAUCAUGACUGUUCUUUUUUGUUUUUUAUAAUUUUACAUAUUUCUAUAAACAUUUUUGCUCAACUGGACUGCCAUGCAAUGAACAAAGAGAUCAGUUACAUCACCCAUUAAUUGAUGAGACUUCAAACACCAAAAUGAUCCUGCUUGGGUUGCUGCCUUCUUGGACCACGUCAGAAUAACUGGGAAAUACUCUUCAGUUUCAUGCACUGCGAGGUGGAGUUGAUGCACAUGUAGUAUUGGUUUUAUUGGUGGUGCUGAGUACAUGCUUGGAGGAUGUGUUAAUGUGGUAGGAGUGGUAUUUAAAAUGUAAAUGUAAGUAUUUGGAUGGAGCAGGAAAAUAUUUGUCAAUUCUCAGUCUGAGAGAGAAUUUAAAUCCAAAUAGAAUUCCAUACUAAGAGUAUGUCAUUAAUGUUUUCCUGGAUAAAAUUUAGAAGGUGCAGUCUUGUUUGUCAAGCACUUUGUGCAAAGUUUUUUUUAAUAUACAUCCUCCCUUUAUUGAAUUUUCAAAUAUAUAUUGGUAUACAUAAUACAAGAUCCACAAGGAACAUACAAAAUAUUAGACCGCCCUCCUUUUUCACCAACCCUCUAAUCUCUCCUCCUUAUUGUCCCAAUCCAUCCCACCACCCAAUCCUAACCCCAGACCCACCCUGGCAGGACACAGUUGACUUGAAUAGUAAGGACAAGGGCAAAAAUAAAGGAAAAAAACCCACGCACACAAAGAGAUAAAGAGCAUUGAAUUCAUACAUACAGUUUUGAUCCACACACUCUUGCAUUUCUACAUUACUAUGAGCUCUAUGAGUCAUUCCAGUUUCUUAUCCCAGCAGAAACUGGGAUAAUAAACUAUAAAAUAAGAUAUAAACAGGGGUUACAUUUAAAGAGUGAGUAGGAAGGCUCUGCUGCAACCCAUGUUUGUCUGUCUCACUGUCAUCAGACUGACUCUUGACCCAAAACAUAACAUAUUACUGAUAGUACUUGCCCAGCAUAAUGAAAAAGAUUAACCAUAGCCAAUCCUCCCUCCAUCUUGUGUCUCUCUAGCAAGCGUCUACUGAUGCACGGCUUCCUAUUGUUCCAAGUAAAUUUAAAGAGAAUUCUAUCAAUGAGAGCAUUUUGAUCAUGAAGGAACAUGUUUAAUGUAUAUUAAUUAUAGUUUUGUUCUGUAGCUUUAACCUGUCGAGCGUUAGACCAAAUGAAUUCCUACGACUGUAUAAACAUGCUUUGUUUUUAGGCUCAGUACAAUCGAUAAAGGUUUUUAAAGAUACAGAUUUUGCUAUUUUUGAACUGAAGCACAUAGCUGGUGUUUUGUACCAAUAUCCAGUAUAUUUAAAUUUGUAAAUUACUAUGCAAAAUAUCAGAGUCAUUCCCUUUUUUUUAUUAAGAUAUUGUUUGAAUAAAUAAAUGGGAAUAGAAAACAAAUUGCAAAUACAAAAGAAAGCUGCUCUCCAACCUGUGAACGUAAAACCUGCUACCAGCUGCUUACUUCAGAUAUUGUUUAAUCAACAUUAAUUAACUUUUCACAUUUUUCUUUUAUAUUCUGUGGCUACUGUGUUAGAUCUAUUUUAUUAGAACUGGCGAUUCACACUUGAUGUAUUUUAGCCCGCAAAUGCUAAUGUUAACAUCAGCAGCCUUAAGUGAGUCGAUUUGGCUGCAUAUUACAUUUCUAAUUGUUGUCAGGACAUGAGUUAAGCUACUCUUGUCUUUCAAGUGAAAGUUUAAUAAUCAUAGCUUUGUCAGUUUCAGGAGCUUAAAAAUGAAAUCAGUUAAGUUUGUAGAGAUCCAGAUGAUCAUCUCUCCCAAAGACAGUGGUUGCUAUGUCAUCCAAUUCCAUACAGCUAGAGGAACACAGUGGACAGGCCAGGAGGUGGAUCAGAGUAACUAGUUUGUACUCUCAGGUGAUUCCAGGUGCGCUCAUACGGACAUUAUUCUGAAGGUAUAAAUUGGUUUUGUACGUACUGAACGAUGGUUUGCUCAAGGUAGAUGAGACGCAGCAACAAGAGAUGCCAGCUUACAGCGAUGCUCAUUCAGCUGUGAUGUGUGUGUGAUUCAGUGCUAAAGCGUCCACAUUCAGUAAUUCAUUUUUAUAAAAUUUAAUAAACACUACAAGCAGUAGUUAACCAAAGGUAAUCAGAUAUUUCAUUUUGUGAGGAUUUAUUUUUUGGGUAUUUGUCACUGUAAACAUUACCAGUUGAUUCAUUUGAUCUAUCUGUGUUUGAUACAUUAUGAUUAAGCAAUAAAUAAGGCAUUUUAUAAUGUCUGAGGACUAAGUCUGGAUUGUACCCUUUUGUGUCAGCUGACAUUGUUAACUUGUUUGCAGCCUUAUUUAAAAUGCCUCGAGCGUACCUGUCAUUAAACAUGAGCUCACUGUGUGAGAUGUAGCACAACACAAAUUAAUCAUAUGCACACUGUGCCUGCUGUGAGGAAAAGAACUAAUUAGUACAAAUGAAAAGCCCCAUUUGUUACAUGACUGAUUAUAUCCCACUGUAUAUAAUAAAAAUAAGAAUAAUGUAAUAAACUAAAUAUUAUUA
Molecule: messenger RNA, 4120 nt
Organism: Scatophagus argus
Lineage: Eukaryota; Metazoa; Chordata; Actinopteri; Scatophagidae
Gene: wdr31
Product: WD repeat domain 31
Exons: 10
Coding region: 484-1560 (358 amino acids)
Molecular function (GO): protein binding
Source: RefSeq, a predicted model, not a curated record